AAGAAGCCCAAAGCCCGUUUGUCUCGUCGUCUUCCUUGGGUGAAACCCAAAGCCUACUCACUGAGAGGGGUCGCAUAGUAGCCCCGAAAAGCAGCCGAGCCGAACAAAACCUAAAAAAAAAAAAAAAAACCAAAAUUCGAACAAGAAAAUUUCACCAUUUUUUUUUAUUUUGGGAGCGAAAAAGGAAAAAUAAUUAAAAGUGCUUUUAUCAGAGAGGGACUCGACAACUCGCUCAUGGCUUGCAUUUGUAGGGAAGUGUCAUGUUAUAUGGUGAAUUCAUGUCGUUUUGAUUGAGGGCAAUAAGUUUGGGGUAACGUUCGAAGCUUCAAAACCUUAAGAGAUAGAGAGAGAGAAGUGUUGAAAAGAGCGGGAACGUUUCUGGUGCUCGGUGCUUUGCCCUAGCUCCCAAUUAUUCGACUGUAUAUCCGAAUUCAGGUAUUCACAGAUAUCAUCUUUUUUGCGUCGAUGGGAGGGGCUGUAGAUAUUUAGGUAGGAAUGCAUGGAUGUAACUCAGGAUCUGCGCUCUUAGUAAAUGCUGAGGUUGAUUUCAUGGGAAGGGUUGUUGAUGGUGGAGUCGGGAUUGGUGUCAAAACCUCUCCACGCAGAUCAGCCAUUGAGCAGGCUCAAGCAGAACUGAGGCAGGAGUAUGAUGUUCGCGAGGAAAGGAGAAGGGAACUAGAUUUUCUUGAGAAAGGUGGAAAUCCCUUGGAUUUCAAAUAUAGCAAUGCAGCUUCAGUUAGUGUCCAAUCUACUUCUCUCACUGAUCAGCAUGCACAACAUUUUGUUACCAGUGAAGCAAAAGGUAGUUUUGCACAGUCUGCUUCAGCUCAUGGCGAUUCAGUAGAGAGUAGUGGUAGACCAGGGGUUCCUGCAGCUUGUGAACCCAAUAGUGCUGACAAUCUCUUACUUUUUGAUGGUGAAAAUGAGUUGCCUGAAGGUGAAAGGAAGUCUAUGCAUUCUCGUAAGAGGAACACUGUUGUUCCAUCAGAGCAAUCUUCACAUAUGGAAGGGACUCAAAAUGUUAAGGAGUCUGAAGAUUCGACUAUUUUUCGCCCAUAUGCUCGAAGGUACAGGUCCAAAAUCAAACGAGAUGGUGGCCGAUCAAGUUCAACAGAUAUUGUCCAUGGUCGAGGUGGUCAUGGCUCUUCUUUACUUGCUCGUGGAGCAUCAAAGGAUGUGAAGGCUUCAACAUCUGAACCAAAUAACCAAAAGGAAAAAAACAUAUCCUCUGUUACUACCACAAAAUCUGCUACUUCUAAUGGUGAUUUGGCUUCAAAGGUGAUAACUUCUGAUGAUAAGUUAAAUAUGGAGUUGGAUGGUGGGAAGCCUGUGGAAGAAACGACUAGUCAUUCAAAGGGUGAUCAAUUUGAAAGAAAGGCUGAUGUCAUAGCUUCCAAAACAAUGAUAGAUGACCUGCCUAAGGAACCUACUAUAAUUGAAGCUCAUAAAUCUCCAGUUAGUUUGGCUUUUGAGGAACCUAAUCUUGUUGUAGGGAAGGAGCAGGUAGUUUCAGCAAGUCUUGAACGCUUACCUGGUACUGGUGCAACAAAACCUGAAAAUGAAACUAGUUCUCAUCAGCUAAAUGGGGUUGCUGAUGCUAAAAUAGAUAGGAAAAACAUAUCAAAUGAAGAGCAAAAUAGCUGUGUGGCAAUAGGGACAAAGGGCUUGGAUAUGGAGUCAUCUUCUACUAAAAACAGCUUAAGCUUAGAUGUAAAUAACGAUAAUGAAGCGUGUAUUAACCCCAAAAAUGUUGAUUCUAAUGUUAAUCCCUUGGAAUACACAUCAGAAAAAGAAGAGUCACCAGCCUUAGCUGUUGGUGAAUCGGCAAAAGAAAAGAAUGAGAUCAAGGUUCUUGAUAAUGCUGCUGUCAUUUGUGAUGCUAAUACUUCCUUGAAUCAGAACCACUCACUUAAUGAUUCUACUGUCAAAGUGGAGGAAGUAAGAUCUGAAUUGCAAAUUGAGGUAAGCUGUCCUUCCAACAAUGAGGUGAUACAAAGCAGUGAUGCUGUAUCAGAAGCUGAUAGGAAAGUUAGUACUGUGCAGGGUGAUAAUUCUAACUCCAACAUAGACAAAACUUGUGCUAGUAGGCCCCAAGGCACAAUGGAUAACUUUAUGUGUGAGAUUCCUGAGAUGACUUUCUCAGGAAUAACCUGUACUGAUAAUGCUGAUACACAAACUAGUUUGGAGAAUCAUGUGGAAAUGGUGGACAAGGCACGUGAAGAUUCCAUUUUGGAAGAGGCACGGAUUAUAGAGGCUAAGCGGAAAAGGAUUGCAGAGCUGUCUGUUGGUACCUUACCUUUGGAGAACAGCUGGAAAUCUCACUGGGACUUUGUUCUUGAGGAGAUGGCAUGGUUGGCAAAUGAUUUUGCUCAGGAGCGUCUUUGGAAGAUGACUGCUGCUGCUCAAAUAUGCAAACGUGUUGCUUUUACUUCACGAUUUAAAUUUGAAGAACAAAUUCGAUAUUGGAAACUCAAAAAAAUAGCUUUAACCCUUGCUAAUGCUGUCAUGGACUUUUGGCAUUCGGCAGAGAUCCUACUAACUAGUAAGGAUGCAAAUCUUGGUCCAAAAACCUGUGGCCAUGACUUGAUGGGGUCAAGGACCAAUAAAGUUACUGAGAUCACAAUUAGCGAACUAGAUAUGGAUGCAAAGGAGUGCCAGCGGCACACUGGAAAGAACAAUGGAUUUGCUAUCCGGGCAUAUGCUCUUAGAUAUUUGAAAUAUAAUAGUUCCCCUGUUCCAUCACUCCUAGCUGAAGCACCAGCAACUCCUGACAGGAUAUCUGACUUGGGCAUUAUGGACAUUUCUUGGGAUGAACACCUAACAGAAGAAAACCUGUUCUAUGCAGUUCAUUCUGGAGCUAUGGAAACCUACCGAAGAUCUAUUGAAUCUUAUAUGGUACAGACUGAGAAAACUGGAAGUACUGUGCAAGAGGAGGUUGAAACAUCUGCUUAUGAUGCGAGAGCAGAGUUUGGAUAUGAUGACUCUGUGUAUGAUGAGGAUGAAGGAGAAACAAGUACAUAUUAUUUGCCUGGAGCCUUUGAGGGGAGACAAUCAUCAAAAUUAAACCAGAAGAAGCGAAAGAACCCAAUGAAAUCAUAUCCUGCAAGACAAUAUAAAGUGGAUGCUGAUUUGCCAUACAAAAAUUGCGGCCAACCUUCCAUUUUCAUGGGAAAAAGGCCUUCCAGUAGUCUAAAUGAUGGUUCCGUUCCUGCAAAACGUGUGCGCACUGGCUCCAGGCAGAGGGUUUUAAGUCCAUUUAGCAGUGCAGCAGCUGCCAGGGAUUCACAGGCUCCAACACAAACUGAUGCUUCUAGUGGAGAUACUAAUUCUUUUCAGGAUGAACAGAAUACAUUGCAUGGAGGAUUACGGACCCAAAACAGCAUGGAGGUUGAUUCAAUUGGGGACUUUGAAAGGCAGCAACCAUAUGAUUGUGCCGGAACACCAGCAAAACCUAAAAAGAAGAAAAAAGCCAAAAAUCUUGGUUCGGCAUACAAUCAGGGUUGGCAGCUGGAGUCUCCUGUUCACAGUGAACAGAGGGAUUAUUUGAAAAAGAGACCAGAGAGUCAUCAUUUUGAUUCUAAUGGAACCAGUGGUUUAUAUGGACAACAUAAUGCCAAGAAGUUGAAGAUAAUGAAGCAUCAGCCUGAUAGUGCUUAUGACAUCACUCCAAAUGGAUCCAUCCCUUCACCAGUAGGGUCCCAAAUGAGUAAUAUGCCCAACCCAAGCAAAAUCAUUAGAUUAAUUCAUGGUAGUGACAAGGGUAGAAAAGCCAAAACGCCUAAGAUGUCUACUGGUCAGCCUGCUUCUGGUAGUCCAUGGUCACUAUUUGAAGAUCAGGUUAACUUUUGGUAUCUUUUCUUGAAAUUAUUCUUCAAUUGCUGUUACCGUUACAACCACGCCUUGAGAUGUUUCUGGAUUUAUGUUCAGGCACUUGUUGUCCUUGUACAUGACAUGGGUCCAAAUUGGCAGCUUGUAAGUGAUGCCAUCAACAGUACUCUUCAGUUUAAGUGCAUAUUCCGCAAGCCUAACGAAUGUAAGGAACGCCACAAAAUUUUAAUGGAUAGGAGUGGAGAUGGAGCUGACAGUGCUGAUGAUUCAGGGUCCUCACAGCCAUAUCCAUCGACAUUGCCUGGCAUUCCGAAGGGAAGUGCCAGACAGUUGUUUCAACGUUUGCAAGGGCCGAUGGAAGAGGAUACUCUGAAAUCUCAUUUUGAGAAAAUUAUACUAAUUAGCAAGAAGCAGAACUAUUGGCGGAGUCAGGAUUUGAAGCAGAUAGUUCCAGUCCAUAAUUCUCAUGUUAUUGCUCUUUCACAAGUCUGCCCAAAUAACUUAAAUGGAGGGGUUUUAACGCCUCUAGAUCUUUGUGAUGCCACUGCAUCAAGCCAAGAUGUUCUACCCUUUGGAUCUCAGGCUUCUCAUGUUAGUGGUUUAGCAAUGUUGAAUCAAGGAGAUGUGGGAUCAAGGCUUCCUGCCUCUGGAGGAAAUUCCUCACUGCAGGGAUCUUCUAGUAUGGUUCUUGGAAAUAAUUUAUCAUCACCAUCUGCCCCACUCAAUGCAGCUGUGAGGGAUUGUAGAUAUGGUGUUCCUAGAACAUCUUUACCAGCUGAUGAGCAGCAUAGAAUCCAACAAUAUAAUCAAAUGUUAUCUGGCAGGAAUGUUCAGCAGUCCAACUUAUCUCUCGCCGGGUCUGUUUCUGGAUCAGAAUGUGGUCGUAUGCUACCUGCUGCUAAUGGUAUGGGCAUGAUGUGUGGGGUAAAUAGAAGCAUGCCAAUGUCAAGGCCGGGCUUCCAAGGAAUGGCAUCAUCAGCAAUGCUGAAUUCUGGCAGCAUGCUGUCCUCCAAUAUGGGGGGAAUGCCAAGCCCUGUCAAUAUGCCCCCUGGGCCAGGUUCUGGUCAAGCCAAUUCAAUGUUAAGACCUCAUGACACCACACAGCUGAUGCGAUCUGGCCCCAAUCCAGAGCAGCAAAUGCAAGUGGCACCUGAGCUCCAAAUGCAGGCUCAAAGGAACGGCCAAGGAAUUCCUGCUUUCAAUGGGUUGAGUUCUGCUUACCCUAAUCAUCCUCAGCAGCAGCAAACACCUCCACAGCAGUCUUGUGCACUGAGUAAAUCUCGUCAUGCGAAUCUUCAGGGUUCUAAUCAUGCUACUGGGUCACAACAGCAAGUGUCUGCCAUGCGCUUAGCUAAAGAAAGGCAAAUGCAGCCGCAGCAGCUUCAUAUGCAUCAGCAACAACAGCAGCCACGGCAACCGUUUGCUGCAUCCAGCACUUUGAUGCCACAGGUUCAACCUCAGGCCCAACUUCCUAUCUCUUCUCUUCAGAAUAGUUCCCAGAUUCAAUCUCAAGCUUCAAAUCAGCCAGUAUCACUCCCUUUGACACCAACUUCACCAAUGCCUCCUACCUCAAUUCAGCGGCAACAGAAACACCAGUUGUCCCCUCAUGGGCUUGGUAGAAAUCCCCAACCUGGUGCUAGUGGGUUGAACAAUCAGGUAGGCAAGCAACGGCAGCAGCAGUCAGUGCAGCAGCAGUUUCAACAGUCUAGCAGGCACCAUCCUCAGCAACAUCAACAAAUGCAGUCUCAACAGCAAUCUAAACUUUUGAAGGGAGGGGGAAGAGGACUGAUCAAUCAGAACGUUUCUGCUGACCAUGCUCGUCUGAAUGGCGUUAGCAUGGCCCCUGGCAACCAAGGUGCCAAGAAAGGAGAGCAUAUGAUACAAAGUCAAGGCUUGUAUUCUGGGCCAGGUGUGAGCCCUGUCCAACCAUCUAAGCCUGUAGUUUCUUCUCAACCUUUGAACCAUUCCCAGCCACAGCAAAAGGUAAUGUCUGGGGCAGCAGCGCUUUCUACAAAGCAGCUCCAGCAGAUGGCUUCCCAUUCCGAUAAUAGUUCUCAAGGCCAGGUUUCCACAGUGCCUUCUGGUCGUACACUAUCAGCUGUGCAUCAAUCCGUGCUGCCAGGAGCUAUGGGUUCACACCACCAGCACUGGCAGCUACAAUCACAGCUGCACCAAAAGCAUGCUAAUCAAAACCAUCCGAGCAUUCAAAAGAUGCUUCAACAGAAUCGACAAACAAAUUCUGAUCCUUCCAGCAAAUCUCAAGCUGAGCCAGCUCAAGCUGACCAACAGCCUAGGAAUAAUGCCUCACAGAUGGGUACAACCACAACAUCGGCAAUGCAUCAGGCUGGCCAUGAUUUAGUUAAUAACAUGGUACCGGUUGUUUCUCCUUCUGUUGGUGGUUCUCAGUGGAAAUCACCAGAAGCAGUGUAUGAUCCUGGUAUGCCAAAUGUUGCCACUCAAGUGGGAUCCAUAGGCAGCGCUCCUCUUACAACUUCAGCUGGUAGUGAUCCAGGACCUUCUGUCAGCCAAGGGCUAGGGCAGAGACAAUUAUCCGGCAGCUUACCCCAUCUUGGAAAUAAUUCUGGGGCACAAUGGUCACACCAGCCACAGAUACAACAAUCUUCCACUCCACCAUCAUCUCAACAACACUACCAGCCACCAGAGCAAUUACAACAAGAUCAGCAUAAUUCUCCCCCACAACAGCUGCCAUUGCAGCAGCAGCCACAACAGCAAACUAUGCAUCUGCAAGCAGCACAGGGCAGCUUGUAUCACAGGCAUUCUAAUUCUAAGCUUGAAUGAAUUGAUAUAGUUGAUGGAGCAGUGCUGACAGCAAUAGGUCCUGCUGGGGCUGGGUUUGCAUGCUCUUGUAACAGCAUUGUACAGAUGAAGCUGACUAUUUUAUUAGGGUAUUGCGUUGUGGAAAUAGGUCGUUGCCAUUUGCAGCUCUGCUAAAACCUCUGCAAUGGUUGGUCUCAAGGAUGCAUCUCUAUCAACGGAUUUUACAGCGACUAAGGCUGCUGUUCUCAUGCUCUCUGCAUCGAAGGUUCCCUUUAAGCUAUCAUCUACUAUCUCAAAUGCACUUGCCUGUAAGUAGGGCUUCGCCUGCAAUGAAACCAAGUAUGAACCAGAUUUUAAGAGCUAAGAACUAAAAUAUAGGUUUAAUGUUAUCGAACUCAGUUACCUACCCAUAGCACUAAAUUGAAGGAAUCCGGGGAUCCGGAGUGAUUCAGUGGUUCUCUUCCACAUAUGAGCUCUAAAAGAACAACACCGAAACUGUAUACAUCACUUUUCUCAGUCAGCUGUUUAGUGGAAUAGUACCUGCAGGUAAAAUGGCAUACAUCAAUGGUCUGGUGCAGUGAAGGCAUUAACUUAAUGAGAUCAAUCAAGGCUUACUCAGGAUCUAGAUAGCCUGCAGUGCCUUUGACAACGGUUGUGACAUGAGUUGCGUCGGAUUGAGUUACUUGCUUAGAGAGGCCAAAAUCACAGACCUUGGCAUUCAUUUGAGCGUCCAAAAGGAUGUUACUGCACUUGACAUCGCGGUGUAUUAUUCUUGGAUCGCUCCCGUUAUGCAAGUAGUCCAGCCCUUCAAAAAGAAACAGAUAUAAAAUGUGAACAUUUGUCAUUGUGGUAAACAAGAAGAUUAUGCAUCAAAUAUUAAUCCCCAGAAA
This is a messenger RNA of Gossypium arboreum, 7496 nucleotides long. Its product is annotated as chromatin modification-related protein EAF1 B-like. The transcript is spliced from 23 exons. Lineage: Eukaryota; Viridiplantae; Streptophyta; Magnoliopsida; Malvales; Malvaceae. The coding region runs from base 496 to 6627 and encodes 2043 amino acids. The record is from RefSeq and is a predicted model, not a curated record. Gene Ontology annotation, cellular component: NuA4 histone acetyltransferase complex.